AUGUUUAGAGCUAAAGAUCGGCUGAAAAGACAAAGGAUUGAAAGUGAAUUACCAAUACCUCAAUUAAAAUCAGUUAGAAAAGAAUUAUUUUCAGGGAUAAAGUCUUAUUCAAAUUUUAGUUCCCAAAUUGGGGAUGACCGACCUAUAUCACAAUGUAAUUUUUCACCAGAUUGUAGUAUGGUGGCCACAGGAUCUUGGUCAGGAUUAUGUAGAAUUUGGAGUGUACCAAAUUCAUCAGGAGGAGCAGAUGGAUUGAUUCAUUUGUGGUCUUUGGAGAACGAGAAUCCAUUAAAAACACUUCAAGGGCAUACAGCUAGAAUAGCAAGAAUUGACUUUCAUCCCUCUGGGCGGUUUCUUGGAUCAGCAAGUUUUGAUUAUUCUUGGAGACUUUGGGAUGUUGAGACAACAGAGGAGUUAUUGUUACAAGAAGGACAUGCACGAGAAGUCUAUUCAAUUAGAUUUCAAUGUGAUGGAGCAUUAGUAGCAACAGGAGGAUUAGAUUCUAUUGGAAGAGUAUGGGAUUUGAGAACAGGUAGAUCUGCGAUGGUUUUAGAGGGGCACGUAAAAGAUGUUUUGUCUGUAGACUUUUCACCGAAUGGGUAUCAACUAGCAACAGGAAGUGCGGAUAACUCUAUUAGAAUUUGGGAUAUUAGAAAGUUGAGAAGUGUAUAUACUAUACCAGCACAUAAGUCACUUGUAUCAGAUGUAAGGUUUAAUAAUGGGGUGAGGCCAACAAUAUCAGGACUGUAUUUGGCAAGUUCAGGGUAUGAUGGACUUGUUAAUAUUUGGUCAUCAGAUGAUUGGACUUUAUUGAAAAGUUUGGCAGGACAUGAUGGCAAGGUUAUGACAGUUGACAUAUCUACAGGUUAG
This is a messenger RNA of Entrophospora sp. SA101, 870 nucleotides long. The record is from the annotation of a GenBank genome assembly. Lineage: Eukaryota; Fungi; Glomeromycota; Glomeromycetes; Entrophosporales; Entrophosporaceae.